This is a messenger RNA of Thermothelomyces thermophilus ATCC 42464, 2211 nucleotides long. RefSeq lists its product as uncharacterized. The coding region runs from base 174 to 1949 and encodes 591 amino acids. The transcript has 3 exons. Gene Ontology annotation, biological process: transmembrane transport. Gene Ontology annotation, cellular component: membrane. The record is from RefSeq and is a predicted model, not a curated record. NCBI's taxonomy places the organism in Eukaryota, Fungi, Ascomycota, Sordariomycetes, Sordariales, Chaetomiaceae. Gene Ontology annotation, molecular function: transmembrane transporter activity.
UAUAAACCCGUCCUCCCAUCUGAUUACACGGCUAUUGCUGUUUCUUCGGCGUACUCGAUCUCCAAUUCGGUACAUCCUUGCUGCAAAGGCACCCUCCUCACUGCCCUUAUGUCUGGGUAGCCUGAUUCUCCCAACCCCAAAGGACUGGACCCGACCAGGCUCCACACUCCACCAUGGCCGCCAGCUCCCGCGCCCGAUCCGUCGAUCUCAUCGACGCGGAUACGGAGCGGACCGCGUUGCUGGCCGCCACGCCCACUCAGACGACACCCGCUUCCACCCGUUCUCAAUCUCCCGGGUAUAGGACAAGCAAAUCCAUCAGCCAGGCCGUACCCAACAACGAGGAUGAGGAUGAGGAUGACGGCGACAAUGAUGCCGCCGCCUCGGCAGCCUCGGCCGCCGUAAACCACCUCCGCGCCCUCCUCCGCCCGCGCGUGGUCGUCCUCUCCAUCGUCCUCAUCUUCUUCAUCGAGCUAGGAAUCGGCAUGGGCAUCCCGCCCACCAACGCCGUCAUGGAGAGCAUCAUCUGCAGGCAGAUGCAUCCGGGGAUCUUCCUCCCCCCGGCGAACACCACUGCUCCCCCCGUUCACCUGCCUGGACCCAACGUCCCUGAGCUUCCCACCAGCACCAGCACCAGCACCACGGUCGCGGCGGCGCAGGGAGGCAAGAUCCGCCGCUUUGCCGGCGGCGUGAUCCUGGUCGACGACCCGACCUGCAAGCACCCGGACGUCCAGGGGUACUUGGCCAUGCUGCGCGGGUGGCAGAACACGUUCGAGUGCUUCCCGGGCCUCAUGGGCGCCGUGCCCUACGGCAUCCUCUCGGACCGCUGGGGCCGACGGCCGGUGCUGGGACUGGGUCUGGCGGGGAUCAGCGCGUCGGUUGCGUUCACUUACAUCAUUUUCUACUUCUCGGACGUGGUGCCCUUGUGGACGACGUGGUUUUCGGCAGCCUUCCAACUCAUUGGUGGCGGUGGCAGCAUUGUUGUGGCCAUGCUGUAUACGGCCGUCGCAGACGUUGUCCCCCCGGCCGAGCGCACGACUGUGUUCUUCCAGAUGGCGGCUGUCUUCCUCGCCUCGCAAAUGAUUGCUGGUCCUCUCGGCGGCGCCAUGCUGCUCUGGGACCCGUGGAUUCCGCUGCUCGUCUCCCUGCUUGUCCUGGUUCUCACAGCGCUAUCGGUCCUGGUCUACCCAGAGACGGUCCACCUCCAUGAUGGGAAGGGAUCGCGGGAAGAGUCGCACCGCGUCGGAGAUGACACCCCCCCAGUGACAAAGCUCGUGCACAAGGUACGGGAGGGGUUCGUCGAUAUGCGGGCGUUUGUGCUCGGCAACGUGAGCGUGGUAUUCUUGUUGCUGUCGUUCGUUUUUGUUGUCCUGGGCCGCUACGUCGGAGAGAUUCUGCUGCAAUAUUCGACCGACAGGUACAGGUGGAGUUGGAGCACGGCGUCGAUGGUCCUGACAAUCCGCAACGCGGGUAGCUUGGUGACUCUGCUAGCAGCAAUGCCCGUUGCUAGCUGGUUCUGCACUCAGCGCCUCGGCAUGGAGAGCGUGGCCAAGGAUCUCUGGUUGACCCGCUGGUCAGGCAUAUUCCACGUCGUGGGCAGCUUCACCAUUGCCGCUGCCGCCAACGGUAUCGUCUACUCGUUUGGACUCGCCUGGUUCGCUCUCGGAUCGGGCAUGGUAGCGACGACCCGCUCCUUACUCAACACAUUGGUGGAGGAGCACCAUGUCGGAACGCUCAACUCGCUCAUUGCCUUCAUGGAGACGGUGGGCCUAUCAGUCUCCGGCCCCUUACUGGCCGGUAGUCUCCGUGUCGGGCUGGAUCUCGGCGGGGCAUGGAUCGGCAUGCCCUUCUUCACUGCCGGCGUAUUUUUUGUUAUUUCUACAGCGAUAGUGUGGUUUUUCAGGCUGCCAGAUUCGCGGUCCUCGAGUACAACAGCUGAGCCGUCAUGCUGAGGAAGAAUAUCACAUUCCCAACGCGUCUUCCGUUUCUCUCUCUCUCUCUCUUUUUCCUCCCCCCCCCCUGUGUUUGGAGUUCGGGGUGCGGUUAGAUUGGGGUCGAUAUAGACAAUUACUUCGAAGACACUGUAUGGAGAGUUGGAACAGUUGGCGUUCCUGUAUGUACAGGCAUACACCUACCCCGGGUGGUUAACAGGUCUCUAUCUGGAAACGCAACAGCAUUUGAACCGGAGGGAGGAGGGAGAAUGGAGUGAAGGGA